UUUGGUGCAAUAUUCGGACUUUUUGACACCUGCCCCACCUAGUAAUGUGCGUCUGGACUUGGUGGCAUCUCCACUUAUGGCACGUUGGGCCUUGGGGCAGGAAGUGCCGGACGAAAGAAGGGUUCCUCUGGCCCCGUCGGAGGCUUCUGGGAGCACAGAGAUGGACGAGGAAGACUCAGCUGGCCGCGAAGCAGGAAGAGGCCCUGGCACCACCACAACUGGAAGCAGUGGUGAAUUCUGGGAAGGAACGGUGCAGGGAAUCCUGGGAGAAGAGACGCCCUGCCCAGAGGUACGGAGCCGGCAUUUCCGGCAGUUCCACUACCAGGAGGCUGAGGGCCCCCGAGAGGUUUGCAGCCGACUCCACGAUCUCUGCCGCCAGUGGCUGAAACCAGAGAGGCGCACGAAGAACCAGAUGCUGGAUCUGGUGAUCCUAGAGCAGUUCCUGGCCGUCCUGCCCUCGGAGAUCGGGAGCUGGGUGAGAGAAUGUGGAGCGGAGACCAGUUCCCAGGCGGUUGACCUGGCAGAAGGUUUCCUCCUCAGCCAGGCAGAGGACAAGAAGCAGGAAGAGGAGCAGGAGCAGGGCCUAUUUGCAGAAUUGAGCGCUGAUUUCUCUGAGGCAGAGAAGGCUCCACUCAGACGCAGUUCGGAGCGAAGAAGGAUCGUUGAGGAGGCUGACGGUGGACCCCCUGUGCAGGAUGUUUUUGGUUGCUGA
Elgaria multicarinata webbii is the source of this 712-nucleotide messenger RNA. Its product is annotated as zinc finger protein 24-like. The transcript has 4 exons. Lineage: Eukaryota; Metazoa; Chordata; Lepidosauria; Squamata; Anguidae. Bases 77 to 712 code for a protein of 211 amino acids. The record is from RefSeq and is a predicted model, not a curated record.